UGGUGGUUGCUUUUAGCAGAUCUCUUGGCCUGACACCACGCAGAACUGAGUGCCUUAGUUUACUGGAAGGAAGAGCAGAAACAAGGGGGAAGGGGCCACUCCAUCCCACCACACCUGCCGGGCCUCUGCUUCCCAGCCAGCUGCUUGACACCCUGGGGCGAAGGCAGGAGAGGAGCGGGGAGCCUGCCCAAGGUUGCGUGUCCAGGAGAGGUGCUUUAGGAUUAGAACACCCAGCGCCUGAAGUUCAGACCCUGAAACUGCCUCCUGAUCUGUAUCAUUAGAAGGACCCCAUGGCAAUGGAUUGGUGGAGGGACAAUUUUUGGCUCAUCUUGGCUGUGGCCAUCAUCUUUGUCUCCGCGGGCUUGGGCAUCAUCCUGUUCUGUGUCUGUAGGCGUCUGCUUAGACAAGGCAACAAAUGGGCAGUUGCCAAGCCCUUGAAGCAACAGCAGAGGGAUGAAGAAAAGACGUAUGAGAAUGUUACCGACCAGUUCUCAGUUCAGUUACCCCCUCUGCCACCCAGGGGUAUGCUUUCUCCAGAAAAAACCUCCCCACAGGAAACCCCAAGUCUGCCACCAGCCGCCUACUCAUCGGUAAAUAAAGUUCGAAAUAAGAAGAUAGUUGCCGUCCCGAGCUACGUGGAGCCUGAGAAUGACUAUGAUGACGUCGAUGUCCCUGCCAGGAUGGAAAGUCAUCAUCUUGAAACAGCCAUUUCUUCUUUUUGGCAAGCGGAAGAGGGUUCCCACAACUUGUUUUAAAACCAAGAAUGGUUGACCAUCAGUAGGUAUCUGGGUCCCGAAAGCCCGGGGUCGUGUCCUGGAGCUCUGUAAGAUAAGCACUCUGGACUCUGAAGAAGCGUCUGCGAUGAGAUGAUUGCAGCCCGAGGAAAGACGCCCAGGCUCAGCCCCUGAGGAUGGAGCUGAGACAGGCCUUGAGCUUCUGCGGAGCGAGGUUCCAAGCGGGGGACCCCUGAGUUGCGCGACCCCCACCGGGAAGAAAGCCCCUCAGUGCCCGGCUCUCUGAUCCCUUUCUUUCCCCUUUCAUGUGGUUCUAAGAGGUCUGGGCGUUGACUGUGCAGAGCCUCCGAGCUCCCAUCCCCAGCACAGCCCCCAUCAAACAGGUGUCUUGCCCACACCAUCCCCACCCACCUGACCCAGAGGGGGGCCGUGGGUGGUCGUUACAGCUGAGCGCGCUCGGGUGCGUCAUGCCUUGUGCGUUCUUCAAGGGCACAGGGAUGCUUUCCGUUCUUGAGAACCCUCCCCACCCACACCCCAACCCCGCCCAAAGCCCAGGGCCUCUCUGUGACGGCAGCCAAGCUGACCACAGAGAUCCGAGUUCUCAUCUGGGGUUUUUCCUGUGCUUCCUGGCUGCGCCCUCACAAUCAGCAAAAGACAGAGGUCACCUUCUGGACCAAAGGACAGAACUUAUCCGUAAAGGUGUUAUUUUGCAAUAUGUGUAUUGGGGGAGCAACAGGGAAAUUGGGUUUCCCUGGAAAAAAUCAUGGGGAACAGGAAGGAAGCGGGUGAUUAAAUGGCAGAGUCCAGAUGAGAGUUGGGGGGAAUGAUACCCUCCUCAUAAUUUUCAUUACUGCUUCUUCCUUGGGUAGAGUUCUAGGCAAACAGCCGCAGGCCCCUCCCUGCCAGCUCCCUGUCCCUGAGCCACGGCUCUGAGUGCCAAGGGCUGCAGCUAAGGAGAUGGGGGCGGGGGCUGCUCUUCUGGUAAAUAAGUACCCCAGUGGGGUCACCGAGGCCCGAGUCAGCUUUUUGCCUCCAGAACCUCAUCAGCCCCUUCAAGUUGGUCGGCUAGAGCCCAAGGAGGACUUCGCACGUGCUAAGGAGACUCAGAAGAUGCUGACGUCUAAUCCCCAGGAAGCUUGUGGGGAGAGCACCACGACCUGUGAGACAGCCCAGCAGUGACGCUUGGCCUGAGCUCCUCCUCAAGGGAUGGACAGUGUGUUCCUGCCACAGUCAAGCUUCCUCCCCCGACCACUGCUGGACCCAUGGGGACACGCGCUUCCUCCCCCACGCUCUCUUUCUAGACUCCUGGAGACUUCCAGCUUCCCAGCAUACUGCCUUCUUUCGGGCCAGUGGUUCUCCAGCUAUGGCCUUAGGGAACUUUGGUAUUUGGUGAGGCAAAGAGAGGACUCAUUUCUUAAAUUGUAGAGAGAGAGGGAAAAAAAAAAAAAAAAAAAAGAAGGCUAAAGGAGAGAAGUGUUUCUCACACGUGUGCUUUCCUCUUAUACAUUUUCUGUGAACCACCCGCAUCUAUGACAAUAAAAGCAAAGACCAGGGCCACGUGAACGUCUCCUUGGUUUCUGGGCCAUCUCCUGGUU
This is a messenger RNA of Phacochoerus africanus (Common warthog), 2329 nucleotides long. It is a transcript of the gene SCIMP, whose product is annotated as SLP adaptor and CSK interacting membrane protein. The record is from RefSeq and is a predicted model, not a curated record. The transcript is spliced from 5 exons. Lineage: Eukaryota; Metazoa; Chordata; Mammalia; Artiodactyla; Suidae. Gene Ontology annotation, cellular component: membrane; immunological synapse; tetraspanin-enriched microdomain. The coding region runs from base 291 to 755 and encodes 154 amino acids.